Molecule: messenger RNA, 1035 nt
Organism: Rotaria sp. Silwood1
Lineage: Eukaryota; Metazoa; Rotifera; Eurotatoria; Philodinida; Philodinidae
Source: the annotation of a GenBank genome assembly
AUGAUGAUGGACAAUCCAAAACAUCAUCAUCAACAAGUUGUUCAAUUAAAUAAUGCAAAUCCACAAAAUGCUAACAAUAAGUCAGCAGGAGAAAUUGAAAAUUUUCUUACUAUUCGUUUGCUUAUGCAAGGAAAAGAAGUUGGUAGUAUCAUUGGAAAACGUGGUGAUAAUAUAAAAGCAAUUCGAGAAGAAAGUGGUGCUCGUAUUAAUAUUAGUGAUGGUACAACACCAGAACGUAUUGUUACUAUGGUUGGAACUAUAGAAACAUUAUCAAAAGCAUUUGAUAUGAUAUGUCAAAAAUUUGAAGAUGAUUUAAAACAAACAUGUACAACAAUUCCUCCAAUUACAUUACGACUUGUUGUACCUGCAAGUCAAUGUGGUUCAAUUAUUGGUAAAGGUGGUGCAAAAAUAAAAGAGAUUCGUGAGACAACAGGUGCAUCUGUGCAAGUUGCAUCAGAAAUGUUACCAACAUCAACUGAACGUGCUGUUACAAUCUCAGGUAGACUUGAAUCAAUUGAAUCUUGUUUUCGACAAAUAUGUCAAAUUAUGCUUGAACAGUCGCCACCCAAAGGUGAAACAGUCCCAUAUAGACCUAAAAUGAUGAUAUCACCUGUUCAUGCACCAAUUAUUUUCGCUAAUGGACAAGCUUAUCAAGUACAAGGUCAAUUUGCUAUUCCUUUACCACCAAAUGAAUUAAAUGCAUUUGCACCAAUGGCUCCACUUGGACCUGGUUUACCACUACAAGCUGCACCUUUAAUGCCAAAUGGUCUUCCAGCAAAUCGUGCAACAUUACAAUCACAACGUGAAAUAACGAUUGCUAAUGAUCUUAUUGGUUGUAUUAUUGGUCGUGGUGGACAAAAAAUAUCAGAGAUUAGACAAGCAUCUGGAGCUAAUAUUAAAAUAGCUGAUCUCGAUGAAGGUUCACAAGAUCGACAUGUAACAAUAUCUGGUACACCUGAACAAAUACAAUUAGCAGAAUUUUUAAUUCAUUCAAGAAUUGCUUCCGAAAUUGGUGGAAUUUUAAUAACUCAUUGA